Messenger RNA from Dryobates pubescens (Downy woodpecker), 4242 nucleotides. RefSeq names its product UPF2 regulator of nonsense mediated mRNA decay (gene UPF2). Gene Ontology annotation, molecular function: protein binding; RNA binding. Gene Ontology annotation, biological process: nuclear-transcribed mRNA catabolic process, nonsense-mediated decay. The coding region runs from base 183 to 3998 and encodes 1271 amino acids. The transcript is spliced from 22 exons. Lineage: Eukaryota; Metazoa; Chordata; Aves; Piciformes; Picidae. The record is from RefSeq and is a predicted model, not a curated record. Gene Ontology annotation, cellular component: cytoplasm; exon-exon junction complex.
UGCUGUCGGUCAGGCAGCGCGGUGGCCACCUCCUCAGGGAGCGCGCCGGGCGUCGUGAAGGGAGAAGAACGAGGGGGCCUUGCGCGUCGGGGAAGGGGCUGUGGUGAGCGGAGGAGUUGGUACUCCCCGGGAGGCCGGGCUGAUGUCCGCACCGGGCGCAGGUAACUUGCCUGGGUAGCACAAUGCCAGCUGAGCGCAAGAAGUCAGCAAAUAUGGAAGAAAAAGAAUCUCCAUUAAAUAAUAAAGAAAAAGAAUUCAGUGAAAGGCGACCAGUGAGCACUAGGGAAAAGCCAAAAGAUGAUGUCAAGGUUGGCAUGAAGAGAGACACUUUAAAGAUUCCUGAAGAUAAAAAGAAAAAAAUGGAAGAGGACAAAAGAAAAAAGGAAGACAAGGAACGGAAGAAAAAAGAAGAGGAUAAAGUAAAGGCAGAAGAAGAGCAAAAGAAGAAAGAGGAAGAAGAAAAAAAGAAACUUGAAGAAGAGGAGAAAAAGAAACAAGAGGAGGAAGAGAAAAAGAAACAAGAAGCAGCAGCUGCUCAACUGAAAGAAAAAGAGGAAGCACAUCAGCUCCAUCAGGAAGCUUGGGAACGCCAUCAGGCAAGAAAAGAGCUUCGCAGCAAAAACCAGAAUGCACCAGACAAUCGCCCUGAAGAGAACUUCUUCAGCAGACUGGAUUCCAGUCUGAAGAAGAACACAGCUUUUGUGAAGAAGCUAAAAACCAUUACGGAGCAACAAAGGGACUCCUUGUCUCAUGACUUUAAUAGCCUGAAUUUAAGCAAGUACAUCGCAGAAGCAGUAGCCUCCAUUGUAGAAGCCAAACUGAAAAUAUCAGAUGUGAACUGCGCUGUGCACUUGUGUUCCCUCUUUCACCAGCGCUAUGCUGAUUUUGCUCCUUCAUUACUUCAGGCUUGGAAAAAACAUUUUGAAGCAAGGAAAGAAGAGAAGACUCCCAACAUUACUAAAUUAAGAACUGAUCUGCGUUUCAUUGCAGAAUUGACCAUAGUUGGGAUUUUCACUGACAAGGAAGGUCUGUCUUUAAUCUACGAGCAGCUUAAAAAUAUUAUUAAUGCUGAUCGAGAAUCCCACACUCAUGUUUCUGUUGUUAUCAGCUUUUGUCGGCACUGUGGAGAUGACAUUGCUGGUUUGGUACCAAGGAAAGUAAAAACUGUUGCAGAGAAGUUUAACUUGAGCUUUCCUCCUAGUGAGAUAAUUAGUCCAGAGAAACAACAGCCCUUCCAGAACUUGUUGAAGGAAUACUUUACAUCUUUGACCAAACACCUGAAAAGGGACCACAGGGAGCUACAAAAUAUUGAAAGACAAAACAGGCGCAUUCUUCACUCCAAAGGAGAGCUGAGUGAAGAUCGACACAAGCAAUAUGAGGAGUUUGCAAUGUCCUAUCAGAAGCUGUUGGCAAAUUCUCAAUCUCUAGCUGAUCUUUUGGAUGAAAAUAUGCCUGACCUUCCUCAAGAGAAACCAACACCUGAGGAACACGGACCUGGUAUUGAUAUUUUCACACCAGGAAAGCCUGGAGAAUAUGACCUGGAGGGGGGUAUCUGGGAAGACGAAGAUGCGAGAAACUUCUAUGAGAAUCUCAUUGACUUAAAGGCUUUUGUGCCAGCAAUUUUGUUUAAAGACAAUGAAAAAUGUUCCCAGAACAAGGAUUCCAGCAAAGAUGAAUCAAGAGAUUCUAAAGAUGCCAAAGAUAAUAAGGAAGCAUCUGGGAGUGAGGAUUUGGAGUUGGAGCUGGAGAACCUGGAUAUUAAUGAUGACCCUCUGGAGCUGGACUGUGGAGAUGAGGCAGAAGAUCUUACAAAAAAGCUUCUUGAUGAGCAAGAACAAGAGGAUGAAGAAGCCAGUACUGGAUCUCAUUUGAAACUUAUAGUAGAUGCUUUUCUACAGCAACUUCCAAAUUGUGUCAACAGAGACCUCAUAGACAAGGCAGCAAUGGAUUUUUGCAUGAAUAUGAAUACAAAAGCCAACAGAAGAAAACUAGUACGAGCACUUUUCAUAGUUCCCAGACAAAGGUUGGAUUUGCUACCAUUUUAUGCAAGACUGGUUGCCACAUUGCAUCCUUGUAUGUCUGAUGUAGCAGAGGAUCUUUGUUCCAUGUUGAAAGGAGAUUUCAGAUUUCAUGUAAGAAAAAAAGACCAGAUCAACAUUGAAACAAAGAAUAAAACUGUGAGAUUUAUUGGUGAGCUUACCAAGUUUAAGAUGUUCUCCAAAAAUGACACGCUCCACUGUUUAAAGAUGCUCCUGUCAGACUUUUCUCAUCACCACAUUGAAAUGGCAUGUACUCUGCUGGAAACCUGUGGAAGAUUCCUCUUUAGAUCACCAGAAUCUCACUUAAGAACCAGUGUCCUUUUGGAACAAAUGAUGAGAAAAAAGCAAGCAAUGCAUCUGGAUGCACGCUAUGUCACAAUGGUAGAGAAUGCCUAUUACUACUGUAAUCCUCCUCCAGCUGAGAAAACUGUGAAGAAAAAACGUCCUCCUUUGCAGGAAUAUAUUCGUAAGCUUCUUUACAAGGAUCUCUCCAAGGUCACCACAGAGAAGGUCUUGAGACAGAUGCGCAAGCUGCCUUGGCAGGAUGUAGAAGUAAAAGACUAUGUUAUAUGCUGUAUGAUCAACAUCUGGAAUGUGAAAUAUAAUAGUAUUCACUGUGUAGCCAACCUCUUAGCAGGGUUGGUACUUUACCAGGAAGAUGUUGGAAUUCAUGUUGUGGAUGGAGUGCUAGAGGAUAUUCGACUGGGAAUGGAGGUUAACCAACCAAAGUUUAACCAACGGCGUAUCAGCAGUGCCAAGUUUUUAGGGGAGCUUUACAAUUACCGAAUGGUGGAAUCUGCUGUAAUAUUUCGAACUCUGUAUUCUUUCACAUCAUUUGGUGUGAACCCUGAUGGCAGUCCUAGUCCACUGGACCCUCCAGAGCAUCUUUUCAGAAUCAGACUAGUUUGUACUAUCCUUGAUACCUGUGGGCAGUACUUUGACCGAGGAUCCAGCAAACGAAAACUUGAUUGCUUCCUUGUAUAUUUUCAGAGGUAUGUUUGGUGGAAAAAAAGCCUGGAUGUUUGGACAAAAGAUCACCCAUUUCCUAUAGACAUAGACUAUAUGAUCAGUGAUACACUCGAACUGCUGAGACCAAAGAUAAAGCUCUGCAAUUCUCUGGAAGAAGCUAUCAGACAGGUGCAAGACUUGGAACGAGAAUUCUUAAUCAAAUUAGGCAUUGUGAAUGACAAAGAAUCCAAAGAUUCCAUUACAGAAGGAGAGAAUCUUGAAGAGGAUGAAGAAGAGGAAGAAGGUGGAGCUGAGACAGAGGAGCAAUCUGGAAAUGAAAGUGAAGUAAAUGAGCCAGAAGAAGAGGAGGGCUCUGACAAUGAGGAGGAGGAAGGUGAAGAAGAGGAGGAGGAAAACACGGAUUACCUUACAGACUCCAAUAAGGAAAAUGAAACUGAUGAGGAGAAUACAGAAGUAAUGAUUAAAGGAGGAGGACUUAAGCAUGUCCCUUGUGCAGAAGAUGAGGACUUUAUUCAGGCACUGGAUAAAAUGAUGCUGGAAAAUCUUCAGCAACGGAGUGGUGAGUCUGUUAAAGUACAUCAAUUGGAUGUCGCUAUUCCUCUGCAUCUCAAAAGUCAGCUCAAGAAGGGGCCACCACUUGGAGGUGGGGAGGGAGAGUCAGAAUCUGGAGACACAAUGCCAUUUGUCAUGUUAACACGUAAAGGCAACAAACAGCAGUUUAAGAUCCUAAAUGUACCAAUGUCUUCUCAACUUGCUGCAAACCACUGGAACCAACAGCAAGCUGAACAGGAAGAGAGAAUGAGGAUGAAAAAGCUCACUUUGGAUAUCAAUGAACGGCAAGAACAAGAGGACUACCAGGAAAUGUUGCAGUCUCUGGCACAGCGUCCAGCUCCAGCAAAUACUAACCGUGAACGACGGCCUCGUUACCAGCAUCCAAAGGGAGCACCUAAUGCAGAUCUAAUCUUUAAAACUGGUGGGAGGAGACGUUGACCCAGCAGCCAGUGUCAUUUCCUUAGGUCCUGUAUCUCUGAUGUUGUGGAUAGUGGAGUCCUCCAGCGAUUAAACGAGAGCAGUGGACACAUCUCAACAUGUCAGUCUAAGAGCGUUCAGAAUCGAAACUUGGGACAGGCUGGGGCUGUGGGCCAGAAAUAGCAGCUCCCCUCUUCCCCCCAAUCCCACACAGAACAAGUGGAAGCUUCCAGUCAUGGCCUACCAAAAAAACACAAAGAAAAAA